Helicoverpa armigera (cotton bollworm) is the source of this 3672-nucleotide messenger RNA. RefSeq names its product glutathione hydrolase 7. NCBI's taxonomy places the organism in Eukaryota, Metazoa, Arthropoda, Insecta, Lepidoptera, Noctuidae. Gene Ontology annotation, cellular component: plasma membrane; extracellular exosome. The coding region runs from base 481 to 1887 and encodes 468 amino acids. The transcript has 10 exons. Gene Ontology annotation, molecular function: glutathione gamma-glutamate hydrolase. The record is from RefSeq and is a predicted model, not a curated record. Gene Ontology annotation, biological process: glutathione catabolic process.
AUGGAAUGGUUUACAAAAGGCCCGCAGCAUACUCGCUGCGCCUGUUCAGGUUGCAGUGAUGGAUGGUCGCGGUGUGACGUCACCGAGCGGUUUCUGCGGAGUAGCGGAGUGGAGGCCCCCCUCCGAGGAGGUCGGGCCGACACCCAGUCAGACACACAGUUAGCCGCGGACACCGAGCGGUACUCGCGACGUCUUCGGCGCUGUCUGCACACGCGUCUCACCUGCCAUUCGAGGAAUGCGCUGGCGUCGCUCGUACAACAGUAACGUGUUAGUGUGUUCCUGAAGCAAAAAGGCAUGUGUGUUGUGUCGUGCCCCGAAGCCACCUCAGAGCAGCGCCAGUGAGUCUGGCGAGACGACGGAGCUGCUCGCGCGUUAUCUGUCUCUCUGCCUCAAGAUCGUGGACUGAACGAGUCCAACAUCGACACGGACGAGCUGAGUUAGUCUGUAUGACAGGUUGCCGGCGCAGAAGACACAGUAGCCAUGCCGAGCAGCAGCCGCGGAACUCCUGACUCCCUCCACGCCUCGGGCGGCGCGGAGACGCGGGAGGACGUGCCGCUGAAGGCGCGGCACGCGGGCGCGCGCUGCCCCGCCGGCCCGCGGCUCAUCCUGGCCGCCUUCGCCGCGCUCUCCGCCGCCAUCACGCUGGCUCUGCUCACGCAGAUCUACUACGGUGACUACGAGCUGGUGCCGCACGGCAGCGUGUCGUCGUCGGCGGCGGCGUGCUCGCGCGCCGGCACCGACGCGCUCAAGGCGGGCGGCCGCGCGCUCGACGCCGCCGCCGCCGCUGCGCUGUGCCUCGCCGUGCUGGCGCCGCACCGCACCUCCCUCGACGCGUACGCACCCGUACCACUCGCUUCUAUACCGCCACCGAGCGGCGCGCUGCUGUACUGGGAGUACCGCAACGCGCGCACGCAGCCGGCCGCGCUGUUCGAGUGGGGCGACGCGCCGGCGCCGGGCGCCCGGCCGCCGCGCCUCGUGGCCGCGCUCGCCACGCUGCACGCGCAGCUCGGCGCGCUGCCCUGGCAGCAGCUGCUCAUGCCUACCAUACAACUAGCUAAGGACGGGUUCCAGGUGUCGGAGGGUCUGGCGGCGGCGGCGGCGGCGGCAGGGGACGCCUCGUACCAGGCCGGCGCCCUCGCUGCGGCGCCUGCGGUAGCCGCCUACCUCAGCGGCCUGCUCGCCAACACCAGUGCUGAGCUGUCGGCGGCGUGGGGCGGCGCGGCAGGCGUGCGGCGUGGGGCGGCGCAGGCGGCGCGUGCGGGCGCCUGGCGCGCACUGGCCGCGCCGCGCGCCGCGCCCGCUCUGCGCGCGCUCGCGCAUGCGCUGCAGCCGCCGCCCGCCUCGCCCGACGACGCACAGCGCAGGGCGCUGGAGUGGCUGCAGGGCGAGGCGCGCGCGGGCACGCUGGCGCCGCGCGGCGUGGCCACCGGCCUGGCCGCCGUCGACCAGUACGACACCUACGUCGCGCUCGUCACGGGCACAUCGGUGGCGUUCGGGUCGGGCCCGCUCGCGGCGGCCGGCUGGCAGCGCGACGAGCCCCCUGCGCCGCUCGACCUCGCGCCCGCCUUCUUACUCGACGACGCUGUGUGCGGAACGCGCUACGUGGUGGGCGCGGAGUCCGCGAGCGCGCUGGCGCAGGCGGCGGCGGCGCUGGUGACGGACGGCGCGCCGGGCGCCGUGGAGCGCGCGCGCGCCGACGUGCUGCCGGGCGGCGCGCUGGCGCUGCAGGCGGGCCGGCCCGCGCCCGCGCGCCUCGCGCUGCCCGCACCCGCGCCGCCGCGCAACGCCACGCCGCCGCACGCCGCCGUCAACCUGGUGCAGCAGCGCGCCGACGCGCUCGCCUCGCACGCCGACAGCCGCGGCGGCGGCCUCGCCUCGCGCUUCUGACUGCACUCGCACUCCUCCCACACUACAUGGACUUCUGCCUAAUUCUAUACCUUCGCUUCUACAUAUUAUAUGAAGAAUAAUAAGUUCCUAUAGGUACUUACCAAUUAAUUAAUCUUUAGGUAAAAACAUCAAUGAAAACCGAUAACCCUACGUAACCACCUCACUGUCGCAAGCAAUGUCCCCGUAAAAUCUGACAUCGUUUAAUGCAAGAAUCAUAAAAUAAAGAUGAAAAUGUAGUGAAUAGGUUUGUAACUGUAUCUCAUAGCGACUCAUACGUUUGCAAGCAAUCUUGGGUUUUAGGGCGCUCUCAAUUUAUGUGUUUCUUGGCGGUCAGCUGCGGUACCGAAGCGGUGCGUUUGACGUUCAGCGCCCGGGCGAUCCUCUUUUUUCAUUCAAAACACACUGUGCGGCAACAGUGCGGCGUCGGUACGACGAAUGUUCGACAACAGGACGCAACAUCGCAAGCGUCACAUGUUCAUAUCAGUGUUGUUCUUCGCCAGAGUCCAUGGUGAUGCCAUGCUUGAGUGAUGUCACAUCAUUGGGAUAAAAACGCACGCCAGUAAAAUACGCAUACAUAACCUGCAGUACGUUAAGCGUGCGUCAGCGGUCCGACACGAAACGCAUACAUUGAAAGCGCCCUUAGGGAAAGGUUCACAUCUGACGAAACAUCGUCGCGUUACGCCAAAACAGACAAAUACAAGAACAAAAAAUAUUGAGAGGUGUCAUGAGACACCUGGAUAGAACAAAAUUUCCUUUGAUUAUUUGUUACAAAAAACCUGUAUUCAAUCAAUAAAAAUAAUCGUCAUGGCACUCCACUCUCCAAAUCGAAAUAGAAAGACGAAACGAAAAUAACUGGGGCACGAUUCUGCUAAUUUUACUUAAGCGACAUACGAUUCACAUCCGACUGAGAUCCAAUCAUUUCAUCAAGAUUUUUUAUUUGAAAUAAACGUUUUGUCUGCAAAUGAUUUACAAUUGCAAUGUAAUUUUAGAGCAAACUACCGUAUAGACCGAAAUGGCAGACCAAUCGCAAACCAAUCGAAUGUCGUUAGAAUACGAUUGACGAAUGGGGCCCCUGGCUUGCUUUCUACGAGAGAGGAGGGACAGACAUAGAAACACGCACACGCUGCACGGCUUACAAGUUACGACUACUUAUAGCAAAAAGUGUCGUUACAACUUUUGGUCUUAAUUUUUUCUGCCUAGACCCCUUUCGAAACGCGCAAUACCUAAGGAUUUUUUUUCCAACAUUCAAUCUUUCACACCUAACAGAUGAUGCGUUGGCGUUGAUCAAACAUUUAUGAUACGUUCGACGCAGUUUCUGUCAGAUAUGAACCUUCCCUUGUCAUUGGUCAUUGGUUUAGUGUUAGCGUCAUGUUUGAAUGUCGCCUCAAUUUAUUGUGGUAAUGAGAGCGAGCGAGAACAAUUGAAGUAAUUGCGCAUCGAGUUCGCGUGAUAAUAAGAUAGUCACAAACGCAUAUUAAUACAUCGGCGCGUUCGUCCCGACUCCGGCGGGCGCGGGCGGCGCGGGCGUCCACUCGCGCGCUAUAAACAAACAUGUUUUGAAGCGCCAGCCUCACGCACACACGCGCAGCGCUCGUGCACACGUGGCUCGCGAGUGUGUGCACUUGUUGUUGUUGUGAGCGGCGCGGCGCAUGCGUCACGCUGAGGCCGCGGCUCGGGGCGCGGGGAGGCGCCUCGAGUACUUUGUUUGUCGUGUAGCGAACAUCGCACGGCUAUGCACUUACUAGCAUUCCUCUCUAAUGCAAUAAAACUUGUUAUUUAUACAAA